AUGAAGAGGAGCCUUGCCAACCCUCCAGCAUUUGCCAUCCCCCAAAGAUCUAGGAUUGUUCCUGCACCGAUAGCAACUCCAGCUGAUCCCAAGAAUCCACAGAAAAAACGGCAGAUCAAAAGUGUGGCAAAACUUUGUGCAGCUCCAGAAGCUCCUGCAAAAGCAACUAUGCUUGACGAGGUUACCAGUAGUCAAGGCACUACAGGAUCUGCAGCAGCUUGUGAUGGUGAUGGCGGCGGGACUCAGACUCAGAUUCAGGUUCAACCUGGUGCAAAUGUCAAUGCAAUUGGAACUGCAAAUCAACAUCCAUCCGAUCAGCUCCCCUGCAAGCUAACAUGGGAGCUAUUAUUGAAUGAUGAACGAGUUGUCCGGUAUGAGAACAAUCCGAAUAUCGCAGAUCUACCGCAAGAUGGAGAAAAUAUCAAAACGACCCAACCUACUGGCUCGGAAACAGCAGCCUCGCAUCUUCAGAAGAGUACAAAAGCUCAUCAGACACUUCGUGCGCAGCCAGGUGCUUGUGCUCCUUCAGACAUGGUUUCAGAUGUGCUGGAGUUCUAUCCUGAUAUCCAACUAGCCCUUCGGUUAUGGAAUGUGUACGUCAAGUCGGUCGAUCCGGUCCUCAAAAUUUUGCAUAUACCAACUGUCCAGUCUACUGUUCUUGCAACCAUCUUGGAACCCAGGUCCGCACAAUCUUCAACAGUGGCGUUGACAUUUGCCAUCUAUUUUGCCGCCGUCACGGCACUUUGUCAUGAUGAUGAUCAUGAACCCAUUGACCUAUCCUGCGAGAAACAGGCGCUUUUGAACCACUACAAGAUAUCCUUGGACCGACUACUCGUGGUAACAGAUCUCAUGAAACGACCUGAAAUAGAGGCAUUACAAGCUCUCGCAAUCUAUGUGACCUGUUUACGGGCCCACGAAGUUGGCCGGAGUGUAUGGGUCCUCAAUGGGCUUGGGAUUCGGCUCGCCCAAGCGAUCGGCCUGCACCGAGAUGGUGCCAGCCUCCGACUGAGCCCCUUUGAGACGGAAAUGCGUCUUCGUCUCUGGUGGCAUCUAUGUGUGCUUGAAUCCCGUGCCCCAGAAGAUCAAGGAUUUCGACCUACGGUUGAUCUCGUGAACCGGGAACUACGGCUUCCCUUGAAUGUGAAUGACAACCAAAUCUAUCCAGACAUGACAUGCUUUCCAGUGGAGUCGGAUGGUUGGACAGAAAUGUCUUUCUUUCUGAUUCAGACCGAGUCCUGCCGGCUACUACAUCCAGUUCUUGAUAGUCAUGAGCAACAUUCCGCAGAUGCUCUUCUUGAUGUCACAGAAAAGAGAAAGAUUCUCCAGCAGCGUUAUCAAUAUUUGGCAGCUAAAUAUUCGGGAACAUCCACCCAUCUGUCACGCCUCGCAAUUCAACAUGGGACCACUGCCUGUAAGAAAAUGGAAUUCGUGCUGCAACUACGAGAGGAGAUCAGCAUGCGAAAGCAAAAAGGGGCACAAGGUGAUACGACACCUGACGUGCUCAAGCCGUCCUUCAAAUUGGCCUGUGAUGGGCUGGAAAGUAAUUAUGUGUUAUCGAUUGGGGGACUUGGUUCCAGAUUCAAAUGGUUCUUCAACAUCUACACUCCAUGGUACGCCCUUGCCUACGUUCUACGCUGUCUCUGUAGCAGCCCCUGUGGAUUCGAGACAGAACGUGCCUGGGCUUUGGUUGAAGAGCUCUUCCCUCGCGCAAUGAGGCUCCACCGUCCUUCGGCGGGGAUCCAUGAUGAAUAUGGGCACGGUAGCAUUUGGAGAUAUAUCAAUCUGCUCCGAUGCCUGGCUUUAUCGUCGAGGCAGCGUACCCAGCUGUCUGUGGCCACCGCAGAUGUCGGGAUCCAGUCGUCCAACAGUGGUGAACAUUGUACUUCCCAGCUUCUUUCAGGUACCGAAAUCCCGCCGCCCACCGGCACGACAGCAACAGAACAUGGAACAUCCGGCCUCCCCGAAUUGGUCCAAGACUAUAUUCCUGAUUCCAGCCAAAGUAUCUUUUCGCCUUUGGAUCUGUCAAUGCCGGAAAUUCCAUUCUGCCCGGAUUGGAAUGCGGUCAUCCAUGGCUGCCUAAACGAUGAUGCUUACGAGAUAUAUCCAUCUUCCUUCGCCAAUCACCCUGCUGAUGCUGCACAAUUUUGA
Molecule: messenger RNA, 2148 nt
Organism: Exophiala xenobiotica
Lineage: Eukaryota; Fungi; Ascomycota; Eurotiomycetes; Chaetothyriales; Herpotrichiellaceae
Exons: 4
Coding region: 1-2148 (715 amino acids)
Biological process (GO): DNA-templated transcription
Molecular function (GO): zinc ion binding; DNA binding
Source: RefSeq, a predicted model, not a curated record